UCCUAAAAUCCACCGCAUAAAAAUUGCCUACUGCCCAGUGACCGCAAAAUGGACAACCAAAAUUCCAACUACUCUCACCAAAACCACCACCUGACCGAACCCAUCCUCGACACGGCCAGCUAUUUGGAUGAUGAACUCGGCCUGAUGCUCAAUGAGGAUCGGAUCAUCGGAGAGGCCAUGGGGCACCUCACCCUCACCUCCACAAACAACAACCACUCCAGCCCCUCCACCCACUCCCCAAACAACCUCUCCACUCACCUCUCCUCUAUAACAAACUCUAUCCUCGACCAGCUCUCCUGCACCUUCUCCACCGAGUUCUCCUUUUCCUCCACCUCCCUCCCCACAAACUCCCCCUCCAACCACCAAACCACCCCAACCUCGGCCCCCUCCCUCUCCUCCCCACAACCCCCCAUCGAUAACCUCACCAACUUCUCAACCGACUCCCUCGAUAAAUCGUUAUUUUCCCUGAAAAAACCCAACUACACGAUCGCCUUCGAGGACACAGUCACAACACCAACGGCAAAGUUUCCGUUACCAGAUUUGACCUUUUUAAAACAGGGAAUACUAAACCAACAGCACACUACUUUCGAACGACCCACUAACGCCACAGGAAAAAACGCCGUGAAAAACUUGAAAAUAGCCGAUUGGGAGAGUUUGAAAAUAUUACUACCAUUGAAUUACCAAGAACUGCUUCGUAAUAAAGAGAAACUGUCGGAAAAACCGGGCUACCUCGUGGAAAAGGAUGUUGAGGAGAAAGAAAAGGACGAGGCGGAUGAGAAUUUCGUGAAAUUAAGGAGAAAUUUGAAGAAAAGGCAGAGUUUCGGCGGUGUUGAAGUAGGUGGGAAUCGGUUUAAACGGUUUUCCCUGCAGGAGAUUGAAGAGGUUGGGGUGGUUUGCAAGGGGAUCGAGGAGACGCUGAGGGUGCUGGGGGAGUGCGGUAGUGAGAUCGAGGGGGAGAAGGAGGACUGUAGGAAAUCUAAAGGUGGAGUUAAGAAGAAACCGGUGUCGGCUCCGACAAUCUCCCGUGUCAAAGACAACAAAGAAUCCGACCUCCUGUCCACCCUCCAAAACUCGAUCACCACCCUAACCCGGCACCUCCCCCGCUGCAAAAUUUACUCCAACUCCCCGCACGCCAAACAGCUCCACGCCACGUUCUGCCCCGCUCUCUACUCUCUCUUUUCCGAUGGACUCGCCCCCUGGAUUGAGACCCUGUUUGGGAAGGUUACCAAUGGGGUUUGGAGGGUCGUGGAGGGGUCCGUCAGUGGGGCACCCACGACGCAAAUCCUCUCGGAACUGGUCCUCCGGAUAAACUCAGAAUCCGAACUCAUGGGCGACGACGGGCCACUGAAGUUCAACGCGUUCAUCGCUGGGUUGCUCAACCUCGGAACGCUCCCCUCUUAUCUCUCCCUGCUCCACACAAAGGACCGUCUGAUCCGGACCCACUACACCCCGACCGCCUUCCUCUACACGAUAAACACCACCAAUAAACCCCCCUUCGACUCUUUACUCACCCAAAUGAAGCCCUUCAACCGGAUCCGCUAUGAUUUGGACAUUUUCUACGAAACAAAGUUACUUUAUUGCAGAAUCAACUCUAAUUCGAACAAUAGGAUGAAGAGGAGUUUUUCGGAUGAUUUAAAUAAGGUGAAGGAAGAGGGAGGGAGAUUAGCCAAGAGUAAAACGCAUGGGGGGAUUGAUAAAAUUGGCAAGUUUAAAAAGUUGCAGUUGCAGUGGGAGAUGAUCAGUGUUAAUAGUGGUGGGAGUAAUAAGAUAACGAGUCCCACGGGGUCGACGGGAAGUAAAAUCCCCAGGUUUGUCGGUGGUGGGAGUAGGUGCACGUCGGCGAGGAAGUAGUUAUUUUUUAUAAUUUAUUUAUUUCUUCAACCGCUCCUCCAAGAACUUGUCAAACUCCGAGGGUGUUAAUUGCGUGGAUUGAGGCGGCGUGGCUGGGACGGGUG
Messenger RNA from Folsomia candida, 1955 nucleotides. RefSeq lists its product as uncharacterized. Gene Ontology annotation, cellular component: cytoplasmic vesicle. The transcript has 5 exons. Lineage: Eukaryota; Metazoa; Arthropoda; Collembola; Entomobryomorpha; Isotomidae. The record is from RefSeq and is a predicted model, not a curated record. Bases 49 to 1851 code for a protein of 600 amino acids.